GUUUCCCUCACUUCGAACGGAUAGUUGCCAGCGCGAUACUCAUCCAUUUGGACGACGCCUGCGGUUCAGCGACGUUUCGGAAAAAUGUCCAACAUCAUCGAGGCCGGAGGCGUAACCCCCACCCACGAGACCGGACUGCCGCUGCCAGAGGUGAUACCGAACGUGAAUGUGUACCAACAGAAGAAAACGCUCGCCCAGGGUAUGAUGGAUUUGGCACUGCUGUCGGCCAAUGCGAAUCAGCUCCGAUACGUGCUGGAAUCGUACGAACGGCACCCGUACUACAUCCUUAGCCUGGUCUCGAUCUCCGUCAGCCUGCUGGUCCAGGUCGCAGUGGGUGUUGGGCUCAUCAUGAACAGCCGCUACGAUGUGAACGAUCGGCACGAGAUAUGUAAGGCAAAUAAGAUCAAUAACCUCAUCACGAUCGGCAUCUUCGUGAUUACGCUUGUGAACGUGUUGAUUUCCGCGUUUGGAGUCGCUCCACGUGCAGCCAAAUAAAAGCACGCAGCUCAUAAAGCUCGUGCCUUGUAGAGUACCAUCUUUGGGGCGAAAUAGCUACGAUCGUAUCGAGAGAGUGAGACGGAGCGUGUGUUUUUGUGGGUGUGUGUAGGCAAUUCCUCCCACCGGUUGCAAGAGAAACGCAGUGCAGAAUGCACCGGACUGCAGGUGCAUCGAGAGUGUAUCCCUUCGCAAAAGGAAUAAGUGUCGUGGUUGGAUCGUUUUCCAAGAAUUUUACUAUUCGAUUUUACAGACCCCUUUAACGACGAUGUUUGACGAUGGUAGACAAAGCGCAACGUCUACCCUCUCGCUAGCGCCGUUUUUAUAACUAUCCCAUUUCGAACGAAAAUUUAAAUAAUGCACUUUAAUUGGUCGCUCGGGUUUUCCAACCCCCUAGCAGGAGUCGGACUCGGUGACGUUCGUAUCACGAUAUGCGUUCAUGCAACCAGGGGUGUAUGUUUUUGUUCGUUAUGCCCUGCCGAUUAGCAUUACUCCCAGAGAAUGUGAAUUUUUCAGGUUUAUUUUCAUGUUAGGUUUUUUUUUGCACGCUAGAGUUACGCGCCCGAUAAGCGAACCUUGGUACAUGGUAUUUUACGGGAGAUAAAAGAUAACUUUUUAGAUGAAAUUCUCCACUCGGUUGCUG
Messenger RNA from Anopheles nili, 1138 nucleotides. RefSeq names its product ninjurin-A-like. NCBI's taxonomy places the organism in Eukaryota, Metazoa, Arthropoda, Insecta, Diptera, Culicidae. Gene Ontology annotation, cellular component: membrane. Gene Ontology annotation, biological process: cell adhesion; tissue regeneration. The transcript is spliced from 2 exons. The record is from RefSeq and is a predicted model, not a curated record. Bases 85 to 495 code for a protein of 136 amino acids.